This is a messenger RNA of Pseudomassariella vexata, 1971 nucleotides long. Its product is annotated as acyl transferase/acyl hydrolase/lysophospholipase. NCBI's taxonomy places the organism in Eukaryota, Fungi, Ascomycota, Sordariomycetes, Amphisphaeriales, Pseudomassariaceae. The record is from RefSeq and is a predicted model, not a curated record. Gene Ontology annotation, biological process: lipid metabolic process. Gene Ontology annotation, molecular function: triacylglycerol lipase activity. The transcript has a single exon. The annotation marks the transcript as partial.
AUGACACACCUAGUCAUUCCUACGCUCCACAUUAGCCCAGCCCCGUCAUGCAAGUUCUCGAAUAAACAUCCGAUACCGAAGAAAGGCGGAAGUAAACAGAUUAGAAACUCUGCGGUCCAGCCACUAUCGCGGGCCCUCAAGAGCGUUGGGGAUAUUGUUCUCUCUAUCAAAGAUGGAUUGACCGAGGCGGAGCGCGAGGAGAGGAGGUUGCUGGAAGAACGCAAACAGAUCCUCGCUGCCAGAUUGCACAAUGCCGAGACGCACACGCAGUGGGAGGCGGCGGCGCAUGAGCUGGAUAUAAUCGAAGGAAACGAGCAGUGGAAGGCCGAAAUAUCCACCGGUGAUUACAACCCCGAUCUGAUCGAGUCGCGAUUGGAAGCCCUGGAUAAGGCCCGAGGCAAAUCCGACCUACGCGCCAUGAUGCAUCUUGUGCGGACCGCCUUGUCGAGAGAUUUGGGUGGGAUGGGCAACAUUGAUCUAUACCGGCAUUCGCAUUGCGGUACGAAGAAGUUGAUUGAGCAAUAUGUGGAUUCAACGCUGAAGACCAUCACUGCCAUGGUGGACCUGAGCUCUCGGCCCCUGCCCCAAGAUCUGGAGCCCAAGGAUCUGCUCGAUGCGGUGCUGUUUGCACGCCAGAGCUUCGGACGGAGUGCGCUUUUGCUGAGCGGUGGAGGCACAUUUGGCAUGACCCACAUUGGCGUUAUGAAGGCAUUGUUUGAGGUUAAACUGCUGCCGCGCAUCAUCUCGGGAUCAUCGGCCGGCUCCAUUAUCUGCUCCAUCAUCUGCACGAGGACCGAUGAUGAGGUUCCACAGUUGUUGGCCGAGUUUCCCUAUGGCGACUUGGCCGUCUUCGAAGAGGAAGGAAAUGAGGAUGGUAUUCUGGAUCACUUGCGCAGGCUUCUCACCGAAGGCAACUGGUCCGACAUCAAACACUUAACUCGCGUGAUGCGGAAUCUCCUUGGCGACAUGACGUUCCAGGAAGCCUACAAUCGCACUCGAAGGAUUUGCAACAUUUGUGUAUCGUCAGCAUCCAUCUACGAGCUCCCACGGCUGCUCAAUUAUGUCACGGCACCGAACGUCAUGAUUUGGUCGGCCGUCGCAGCGUCUUGUUCGGUGCCCCUCGUAUUCAGUGCGGCUCCGUUGCUGGUGAAGGAUCCACUCACGGGCGAGCAUAAUCCAUGGAACCCGACGCCUCAGAUGUGGAUUGAUGGCUCCGUCGACAACGAUCUUCCCAUGACGAGGCUUGCCGAGAUGUUCAACGUCAACCACUUUAUUGUGUCCCAAGUUAACCCGCAUGUGGUUCCUUUCCUAGCCAAGGACGACACGCCAGGCCCGAAUCCGAGCACCCGCCCGUCGACGUCCAAGGAUGACACCGAUUGGAUGUACACCAUGACGCAACUUGCGAAGAGCGAAGCCCUUCAUCGCAUGCAGUUCCUGGCCGAGAUUGGCUUCUUCCCCAACCUGGUCGGCAAGUUGCGUUCGAUUCUGAGCCAGAAGUACUCGGGCGACAUCAACAUUCUUCCAGCAAUAGGAGUGAUGGACUUCCCCAAGAUUUUGAGGAACCCGACAACCGAAUUCAUGUUGCGCUCGUGUCUGCUUGGCGAACGCGCAACCUGGCCCAAACUGUCACGCAUUCGUGAUCGAUGCGCCAUUGAACUAGCCUUGGACCGCGCGGUGCAUUCUCUGCGAGCUCGAGUGGUGUUUAGUAAAAGCCAAGUCGACCUUCGACGCAUGGCAGCUGGAAACUUCAAGUCUGCUUUCUUCCGGGGCAGUCAUGAGCCGCUGAACGCCAUGGGCUCCCAGGCUCAGACCCUGAGCAUGUCCCCGAAAGAGAAGAACAAGCAUCGCCAGAGGCGAUCCAGUGUUACUCAUUUUCAAUUCAUGCCACAUCACCAGAGGCUGGUCGAUGAACCAUACAAGGUGACCGACGACGAUACAGACGAAGAGGAACGACUGGAGGUCAAGGGUCGA